AUGCUUCGAUUCUUGAUUGGAUUUCUCUUCCUUGUCACCGUUUCAGCUAAUUGCAAUGCGAAUUCGUUGGCGAUUCUCAAUCAUUGCUACUCUAACUUUCUCAGCUUUUAUGGUUUCAACUUUCAAGGUACUCUUCCAGCUUAUUGGGAAAUGCACGAAGCACGAGGUCGAGUCAUUCGAAAUCAAGGAAUUACAAUUCAACCGAAAAUCUGCAAUGUAGCCACUUCACUUUAUGAUUGCACAAGUGGGACACAUUUCGAUUACACUUGCUUGAUGAGUAUGGGAGUAAACGCCUCAGAUGCUCAAGAUUACUUCACAGAUCGGGCAGUUGGCGAAUAUCAAUGCACUACCGGAUAUUCAACGCUAAUGUCUCAAUGGGCUUGUAUGGGUGAUGUUCGAGAUUCUGGACGGCCAGAGUUGCAGGCUUGUACCGAUGCAUUGAACGCAGCGAUUGCUAAAGGUGGAAACGUUUGCCCUGCUGUCAACGUCUAUCUUACUUGCCAAUCACCAUACUAUGAGGCAGCAUGUGGCUAUAAUGCUGGAGUAUUCAUUUGUGGGUCGAAUCGAGCCGGAGUUCUUUCCAACAAUGAAGUUUGUCAAUGGUUGGGAGUCCUCGAUGAGUGUCCUCCUUACAAA
Messenger RNA from Mesorhabditis belari, 636 nucleotides. The record is from the annotation of a GenBank genome assembly. Lineage: Eukaryota; Metazoa; Nematoda; Chromadorea; Rhabditida; Rhabditidae.